UUUCUAGACAUCUAUGUUCCUGAGUUCUGCCUGACGGAAACGUAGGACGUCAGGCAGAUUCCAGAUUGCUCUUUGGGGUUAUGUGCUAAGAUCAUCAUUUGAAAUUUCAAUAUUUGAUUUUUAUCUUGUUCUCAGAGGACAUUGAGGUUGAAACUAGAGGAAAACAUAAUUAUCAACGCAAGUAUGAAAGCAACGAAUGAUAGUGCUGAGUAUAAAAUAACAUGUCAAAUGAAAACUUUGGGAUCAUUCAUUGAAAAAUACGUAAAACUAUAUGAAAGUUCAACUUCCACAUUUAAAGUAUUAGACAAUGAACAAUUGAAAAAAUCUUUUCAAUUAGCUCUUGCUAUAGAGAAAUUCUUUGAUCAUAUUGAAAAGAAAGGUCAGUCUGAGAUGUCAAAUGGUCUAAUACGUACUGUGUUGGCAGACAAAAAAUUGUCCCCUACCUUUGACAUCACUAUUUUAAAAAAAGCAUGCAAUUAUUUAUUGGAAAAAAUGUUUUUGAGUAAUGAAUAUUCUUUGAGUAAAAUUGCUGUUGCUGUAAGAAUAUAUACUUCAAUGUUGCCUUCCUAUCGCUAUGAAGAGUUUUUGUGCGAUUUACUUAUGGAAUCUGCUUCAUACAAAGCUAUCGAAGAAUUCAUCUUUGAGAAUAAGAUUGUAGAUAUUAAGAGCUUACAAUUCAAAAUACUUAUGAAUGAAUGGGUAAUUGAACAUAAAAAAGGCAAAACAAAUGAACUUGUUGCUUUAAUUCAAGAUAUGAUGUCACAGUACAAAGUUAAACAAUCUUUAUAUGCUCUUAUUGGAAUUAUUGCUUCAGAAACUGAUUCUGAAGAGGAGAGUUUGGUCAGAGAAAUUGUACUGAAAGAAGUUUUAGAUAAAAUGUUUUGUAGAAGUAUUUUGAGUGAAAAUUUUUGGUUAAUUUUAUUCAAAGUGGAUGAUAAUCUACUUUUAAAUGCUUGUAAAUCAUCAGAAGAGUUUCAUGUGUCUAUAUGUAAUUUUCUUAUAUUUAUUGGCUCCAUGAUGGAUAAGAUAGAAGAUCAGGGAGACACAAUGUGGGUGCCUAAUUCAGUUACCUCAAUUUUCCCAAAUAUUACAUAUGAUAUUUUGGUGUCAGUACUUGGACCUUUGUGUAGUUUGAAUUUUUCUAAAAGAUCAGUUACUUUGAAAAAAUUAUUGCAGGCAGAAGAAGAUACGGAAUGUGAAAUAUGGAGACAUAUACUACUACAAUUGUGAUCUGUUAAUAUUAUGAUGUUAUUUUAUAUAUUUGUUUAUUUAUCAAUGAUUUAAUUUAUAUAUGGAAAGUAUCAAUAGAGUAAAUGAUAAAGAUAGGAAA
Molecule: messenger RNA, 1330 nt
Organism: Harmonia axyridis
Lineage: Eukaryota; Metazoa; Arthropoda; Insecta; Coleoptera; Coccinellidae
Exons: 2
Coding region: 184-1230 (348 amino acids)
Source: RefSeq, a predicted model, not a curated record